AUGCGCAAUCCUCCUGCAGUAAGAGCUUCAUCGCUCCAGGGGGAAGAUGUUCCUCAUGAGAUCUAUGGCUUCCGACCUUAUCUCCUCGCCAUGUCUGCAUCAUGGGCCUCUGCAAUAUAUGGAUACGACAGCGCUUUCAUUGGCGGAACCCUCAGUCUCCCCUCCUUCCAGCGAACGUAUGGCCUUGACACAGCAAGCGAUUCUGCGAAAGCAAAUCUGUCAUCCAAUAUCGUUUCUACCUUCCAAGGUGGUGCUUUUUUCAGAUGUGCGUCAAGCUUUCUUGUCGCUGAACGCUUCGGACGUCGACCGACUCUGAUCCUUGCUGCCAUCAUAUUCUCCAUCGGCGCUGCGCUUCAGAUGAUCGGUCGAGCUCUAACGGGCUGGGGUGUCGGUUCCAGUGCCAUGAUCCUCCCCAUCUAUGUCUCUGAAUGCUCACUGGCCUUGAUCCGUGGAAGACUCGUCCGAACGUUCGAAGUCAUGCUUCAAGCUGCACUGGUCUGUGGGUUCUGGGUCAACUAUGGUGUUAACAAGAACAUCAGCCCAGAAGGUAGCAUGCAAUGGCACAUUCCUGUUGCCAUUCAAUUCGUGCCCGCUGGGCUAUUGGUGAUCUUUAUGAUACCCAUGAUUGAGUCACCUCGAUGGUUGGUCUCCAAGGGCAAGCUUCAGGAUGCCAGGAAGAAUUUAAGUUGGGUUCGCAGUCUUCCCCAAGAUCAUGCGUAUAUCGACAGAGAGAUGUCAAUGAUUGAGGUGGCCAUUGAACAUGAGGUGUCAUCAACAGGGCAAAGGGAAAACUGGCGGCAGAUCUUCUCAGAACUGUUCCAACCUGGUGUUCGUGGUAGGAUGGUCUUGUCUUGUGGACUUGUCUCUUUCCAAAACUUCACAGGUAUCAACGCCAUCAAUUAUUACUGUCCAACAAUCUUCCGGUCAAUCGGCUUCACCGGAACAUCUGUCGGCCUUUUGGCCACAGGAAUAUUUGGAAUUGUUAAAAUGGCUGCCACCAUGCUCUACGCCGCCUUCCUGGUCGAUAAGCUAGGACGGAGACCCCUGCUGCUUAUCGGUGCAGUUGGGUCUAGCAUUGCAAUGUUUUACCUUGCCGGUUAUUCUAAGAUUUCCGGCUCUUUCGAACACAUCCCACCCAGGGAUGCUGGGGCAAAGACUGCUGUCGCGAUGGUGUAUAUCUAUGCCCUGUUCUAUGGUAUGAGUUGGAAUGGAAUUCCCUGGCUGUUUACGUCCGAAAUCAUCCCAAAUCUAGUUCGCACGCUUGGUAUGUCGUUUUGUAUCUGUAUCCAGUGGGUGACGCAGUUCAUCGUUGUCUACAGCUUACCUCACAUGGUUAUAGGAAUUACCUACGGAACUUUUCUCUUCUUUGGUACAUGUACUGUUUUCGCAAUUGUCUUUGCAUGGCUGUUCAUCCCAGAGACGAAGGGCGUUCAGCUGGAGGACAUGGAUCUGCUCUUCGGACCUGAUGUGCCCAUCUUGGCGUCUCAGGCGAGGGACAACUAUGUCCAAGGGAUUGCUGCUCGGGCCUUGGAUGAGCGUGAAGAUUCAAAGAUGAAGGCAGCCGAGAUUGAACACGUUUGAUCAUGGGGGUCAGAAUAUCAAUUAUUAUGGCUUCACAGCGAAGGCACUAUCUAAC
Fusarium redolens is the source of this 1636-nucleotide messenger RNA. Its product is annotated as general substrate transporter. Gene Ontology annotation, molecular function: carbohydrate:proton symporter activity. Bases 1 to 1581 code for a protein of 526 amino acids. Gene Ontology annotation, biological process: carbohydrate transport; transmembrane transport. Gene Ontology annotation, cellular component: membrane. Lineage: Eukaryota; Fungi; Ascomycota; Sordariomycetes; Hypocreales; Nectriaceae. The record is from RefSeq and is a predicted model, not a curated record. The transcript has 4 exons.